This is a messenger RNA of Pomacea canaliculata, 7978 nucleotides long. RefSeq lists its product as uncharacterized. The coding region runs from base 2393 to 4882 and encodes 829 amino acids. The record is from RefSeq and is a predicted model, not a curated record. The transcript has 7 exons. NCBI's taxonomy places the organism in Eukaryota, Metazoa, Mollusca, Gastropoda, Architaenioglossa, Ampullariidae.
AAAUCUAUCGUGGUCUUUGUUGACUUCUGGAUGAAUGUAAGUUCAGAGCCAUAUCAGGAGAAGAUCAAGCAUGCUGUUAUUGGAUGUAUCAUGCAGCUGUGUAGCUGGCCACUGUUAAGACUGAAUGAAGCAGCUUGUCAACCAGGUGAGUGCAGGGACUUCCUCUUCACAAAGGUGCAAUCAACACUAAGACAGGCUUUGAUCAUAUGACAGUUGAUCAGUAGUUACCAGCAGUCAUUCCUUCUUUAGAAAAGGAUUAGAUAUGAAUUGAACAAACUUUUGUAGAUAAUUUUUAAAUGCUGGGACCUCAUUUCUGCAUUUCAGUGUACAUUGCCUUGAGUUACUUGUAGGGCAACACUUCUGUGUGCAUAUUGUUUGUGAAAGGCGGACACUACAAUGAACCUGUGCAAGCAGAACUAAGAGUCCUACAUUUAUUAGUGGUAAAACGUUGCAAAAGCUGCAGUUCAUGCUCAUUUCAGCAGAAGACUACAUCUCACUACAGAGAAGAACACUUGGUAGAUCUUGCCAGGACUGGGAGACAUAAGUUGGAAGAAUUAAGCCAAGACAAGGAUGGCAUUAAAUACAGCAGGACAAAAUGAUAUGUAGAUAUGAGGAUGGCAUUGACAUCGGGACAAGAUACAGUAACCAGGAAGUUAGCAAGCCCAAAACAGGAAUACUAAAUAGGAACAUGGAGCUAUGCCAAGGCAAGAACAAGCCUACUUAGAGAAGAAAAUAGGCUUUGCAUGCCUAGACAAGAAAAACGAGUGCUGACAUGGGAGUAAUUGGUGUAAAGAGAAGAAUGCUAACAUCUUGUUUGAUCUAAAAUUUCCAGCUUACUAUACAAGGUACAUUGCAGCAGGCUGUACACAUAUGCUGCAGCUGGUCACAGAGUCAGACUUUGCAUGUCAAGAAAAGAAUCAAGGUUUGCAUGCCAUUUCCAGUGGACCACAAAAUACAGGUGAAAAUUAUCAAUCUGUAUAACCAACAUACAGCUCUGAACUAAGAAAACAAUGCUGCUGAAAAAACAGAGCUGAAGGUGUAUCUGCCUUCAUGAGAAUACAGCUAACCCUACGAAAAAUUUGCAGCAGAAAAAAAGUGCAGUUGAACACAUGAAGAAUUUUAGCAGAGAACAGAAAAUUGCAGCCCAUGUCAAGAAUUUUCAGCAGACAGCAGAAGAAUACAGUAGAACACAUGAAGAAUUUGUGGCCAACUACAGGACAAAAAUACUGGCAACCAGGGUGAGUGUGCAGCAUGUAUCAGACACCUGACCACUUGAGAGUUUGUAGCUGAAACAGAAGAAUGCAGAUCAUAACAAAUUUCCAGUGGACCAUGAAUGGAACUGACUUUACCAGGCAUUCACAUCUUACUGCACAAGGGUGCAGCUAACCAUAUUAAAAAUUUGCAGCCAACUACACAAAAAGGUCUGCUCACACAGAAGUGACUAGGGAAUGACUGUGCACCAGGUGUCAUCGGGAUUUCUGCAUUGAAGUGUUCAGCAUUCUCAAGGAAAACUAUCAAGCAGAUGAUCACAUAUGAAGUCCCUGAAGGCACAGACACUAUGCACGUCAUUUCAGUCAUGUAAAGCCUUCAGGCUUUUGUUUGUUUUGUUUUUAACAAGAAACUUCAAUAUUUCCACUUUGGAUGUUGAAGGACCAUUUUUUGUGCUUGUUCAUUGACUGUGUUACUGGAAUCUAACACUUUGUGGAAUUAUGUGAAAAAGCAAGGUAACUGUGAAUUUAAGCAAGAAUCUGUACGUGACAAGUAGGAGUACAGAGCUGAAAAGGACCAUGUUAAAAUGCAGAAGGAUGACGUCUCUGUUUCCCCCUGCUUUCAGUGAACUGGCCCGUGAGAAGUGUGUGCAUGCAAGAACAGAUUGAUAGAAUAGUCUGACAGUGGCCAGGUCAGUUCGGUGAUCAUUCUAUAUUGCUAACCACUGUCAAACAGCCUAAGAAGCAAAAUUUGACCAUAGUGAGCAGACUUGAAGAUGUGAAGCACAACCAGUCUGGUGUUGCUACCUUUGCCAGGAGUUCAAGUAGCCUGUCAUCAACCACUGAUAAAUGAAAGGGGCAUAACACAUUCAGAAAUUGUGAGUGCUGUUUCUUGCCUUAAUAUCUCAAGGGAGGAGAAUCUUGAGCAGCUUACCAGUCACACUGAGGCAAGGAAGCAUCUCUGUGUGCAGUGCUAUGUGAUGCUGCAGGCUUUGGAUGGCAGAUGAUAUACCGCACUGUCAUGUGAUCUUCCCACAAGGCUUACUACUUCAGAAGUGGAUUGGUUUCAUCUUCAUGAUGGAUCAAGCAGUGGUGAUGAUAAAAAUGUCCAUAUUUCCAGUGUGCCUAAGGGCACAACACAAGAAUUACUCUUACUUACCUUCCCCACAUCACAUGCAAUACGCAUGCCCAGAGAAGGAUCAGAUAAUGGGUCUGUUGUGAUUGAGUACAGCAAUGCCAAUCAGGCCAAAGACAUUGUCAGAUCUUAUAUCAGUGUCAGCAUCAACAAAGUUAAAUUGCGUCUUACCUGGAAUGGCUUGUCUCGUGAAAAAUUACCUGUUCCACCUCCCAAGAAAGUUGAUGGGAAAGUCUUCCAAAUUCCUGUACGAGAUGGCUGGCGUGAAGGAAAGACCAAAUCCCAGGAUCGUCGGGAGUCACGUGAGUUAAAGGAGUUGUUUGGAAAUGCACCUGGCGGGGCAGCUGAGACAAACACUUCCAUCAGUGAAAACGAAGAGUCUUCAAAUAUUCAAGAACCUUCUAGCAGUCAGGGCAACCAGAAAGUGCAAACGCCACCAACAUCCCAAGAGUCCAAGGUGGGAGAUGUGGCGGGGAGAACAUUAAAGUCUUUAUCAUUCAGCCCUCGGAGCGGAGAAGGUUGCCAUGACAGGAAACAGGAGGAAGAGGGAGGACAAGGUGUAAGACAGGAAGGCACGGACAUUGUGGAAGGCACUGAAGUGAUAUCACCAGACUGGGAAAGGGACCAUCCAGAUAGAGAGUCCAUUUCACCAGAUUGGGACGAUAGCCCCAACAAAGAGGACACCAAGUGUCAAAAAGAAACAUCACAACAUCAGCGUCUAGCCAGGGAUGACAUCCAGCAAUCUAGAGUGAGGCAGAGGCAAGGCAGACAUUCUGAUAAGGACAGUGGAAGGACAGGGAGAAAUGCACAGUCAGAUAAAGGAUUGCGCAAGGAUGCUAGAGACUUGGAGCUUUCUCGCAGAGACUCUAGGAGACCUUCCUCAGAUGCAGCAAGAGAGGCUUUGAAAGACAGCUACCAGAGUGGAAAGAGAUCUCGAGAGGAGGGAGAUUAUAGCAUGAUGAGAAGCACAGACCAGAGAGCUGGAACUAGCAUGGCACAUCGCUUCGAAAAUUCAGUGUAUUCUCAAAGACGCCCAAGUCCGCUCCGGUCAACACAGAGGUACAUUAGAAGUCCUAGGCAUUCUCCUAAAAGGCUUCGCAGAAGUUCAAGUCCACCAAGGCAUCGGAUAGGACCCCAUUUAAGCAGAAGUCCACUGGCAAAGCACCGCAGCAGUAUUAGCCCUUCAAGGAUUUUACCAGACCAACUUAGGAGUGUGAGUCCUAUAAGACCAUCAGUUGGGCAUGAUAACAGGAGCAGAAGUCCAGCAAAACAAAGAGCCCCCAAAACAUUCACUCCAGAAAGGGAUGUUAGGGAUGCAAAACUCUUGGCUCAGAUGUUGCUCAAGAGCCUCAGUCCUUCUCGGUCUUCUCAACCUCCAAAGGAAAAAGGAGAUUGGAAUGCUGGCCAGCAAUCUGGGUUUCAGAGGACAGGAUGGAACGUGGGGAAUUCUGGAGACCAAAAAAACAUCUUAUCAUCUCAGUCCACUCUAGUUACCCGUGGACCUUUGUUCCCAAUAGGGCUGCCCUCAGCAUCCCAUCCAGUUACUGCUGGCAGUUUCAUUGCUGCCAAAGGACCGGCAUCCACAAGCGGUAAUUCUUCACUGCAGAAGAUCCCUGGGCUGGAUCUAGCUGUUGCAGAGGACAUGAGAACCAGAACCCAAGACAGAUUCUUAGAGCAGGUGCAGUCCCUGAGCAGACCCGAAGAAAAGUUGCCUCAGUUUAUGGCAGGUGGUGUGAGUGAAGGUGUCUUGUAUGGAACUGCCAGCGAGGCAUUCAGACAGAAGCCUGAUUUGCAAAAAAAAGGAACUAGUAGUUCUUUCGGCACCAGAGAAGAGCCCUUUAGGCCAUCUUACCAGCCUGACAGCCAGAAGACAAGCUGGGCAAACAAGCUGGAUGCUGUCCAGACCUGGCCAUUGUCAGAUAAAUCCCAGAUUACAGCUAUUUCUGAACCAACAAGUGAGAGAACUCUUACACCAAAGACAGGUUUGAGCUCAAAUGCUUUGGCUGGACGGGAUCUUAUGGUGCUCAGGCAAGAGGCUGCAAGGCAUCUUGCUUCCCUUGAGAAAUCAGCUGGUGGAGCUAAGAAGGAUGAGGGCAGACAAGAUUUAAGGACACCAUUAAGAGCUGAAACAUCAGGUAAUGCUGUUGUAAUGGACUAUGGACACCAGUCACGAAAACGCGAAGCUGAGCAGAAGCCCAUAGAUGUUCCACUAAAGCGAAUUCGAGAUGAAGGUUUUGGAAAGGACAUAAUGUCUGUGGGAAAUCAGGAUUCUAUGGCAGGUGGAUCAAAGAACCAGCAGAAUUUAGGUGGUGCUUGGAGCAGGGAUGAUAGCAGGACAGGACUUGGAGGUAUUCAGAUGCCAUGGAAAUCACUAGUUCAUAGUUCUGAGGGAUCAGGACUGGGGCCAUCGCCAUCUGUUCGGGAUUUGAAAGUGUUGAGCGUGGAGGACAGCUUGGACAAGCAUAUAAUGUACCUGGACUUGGGCCAUCACCUGUGCGAGGAUUUGAUGGACCUGGUCUUCAGCCACCAGGGAGAAUGAUUGACGGAUCUGGAUUUGGAGCAUCUGCAAGCCGAGGAGUGGAAGGACCUGCAUUUAUGUCACUGACAGGAAGAGGGCCAGAUGGACCUGGACUUGGUAGAGGAAGAGGAUCUGAGGGCUCUGGUUUAGGGCCACAACAGGGUCAAGGGAAAGAUGGACCAGGACGAGGGCCACAAUCAGGACAGGGCUUAGAAGGGCCUAGCUUUCAUCGAACUCCGGGAAGAGGACCAGAUGGGACUAUGCUUGGUCCACAGUUAGGGAGAGACCCUAAUAGACCUGGACAACUUGGACAAGGGCUGCCAUCAAGACAAGGGCCUGGGCUAGGACAGCCACCAGGAUUAGGCCCAGAUAGUUCAGAACAGGGCCCAAUGCAAGGGCGAGGGCCAGGUAGACCAGGUUUUGGACAUCCAUCUUGGCAGAGCCGGGAUGGUGCAGAAUUUGGGCAUGGCCCUGGGUCUGUUAGCCAAGGAAUGAUGUCCAUGUCAGGCCCUGGCCUGCAGAAUCGGGAUAUGGGUAUGCAGCAUGAUGUUGCGAGAUUCAACAGCGGAGGAUAUAGCGGGCCAUCACCCAUGUCAGGAGGUGGCCCAAAUCUAGGUGGUGGGCCUGUGAAGGGACCAGAAAGAAGAGACUGGGGACAAAACAAACCCAUGGGAGCUGGAUGGUCCCAAGAUGGAGGUCAGGGACACCAGAUGGAAGGUUCUCGAAACUGGGAUAAACAGGAUAAAGAGGGAGUUUGGGAUAGAGGAGGGGAAGGAUACUGGCUUGAUAAACAAGUCAUGGGGGCCAUGCAGCAACAUCCCCCUGUACCUCCCGGCCCUCCUCAGAGUCAGUUAAAUUCUCCAUGGAUGGCGCCACCUCCAAGACCACCAGUGCAGCUGACAGGACAGCCAGGUUCAGGUUCUGUUUUGCAUCCAUUCUAUCCAGGCUCAAUGUAAACUGUAAUUAUGCAGCAUUGAUGCAUUGAGAAGUGUCAUACAGAAAUAUUGAGAAAUGGAACUUUCCAGAAAGUCUUUUCAAAAUUUGCCCUUUUGAUUAGGAGCUAUUACAGAGAAUUCCAUACUGCUGUUUUUGAAGAAGUCUUUUAUACCUAGAUGCAGAAAGAUUUGGGCCUGAAUGCUGCAAAAAAUGACUUUCUGUUUUAUAAAGUAGUUAAAAUAGGAAUUCAUUCAAUGUUGCCAGUGUUUAAGUGAGCAUUUGUAGCUUGUUUUUAUUAUUUUUCCCCAAAGCAGAUAGGUUUCAUAAUGGGAAUUCUAUUCGUAAAUUUUGCUUAGUGUUUAGAUUGCUCUCUAAAGAUCUUCACUGCUGCUUCAGUUACGUGGCUUAACUGCACCAAGAUUUGUUUCUCGGAACAACUAUGAUACAGAGAAAAUGUUCACAAUCUUCCUGGUUUGAAAAAAAAUGUUUUCCCUUUGUGUUGAUGUUUUAAAACAGCAGGAACAGGUGAAAAGCAAUAUAAUUUAUGUUCUCUUUUUAUUGAAGAAAUUGUUUGAACUGUACUACGAAAAACUGCAUUUAGGUGGUUUGUAUUUUGAAACAAGUGCUGUUGCCUACUCUGUGAGUUCCUACAGAUAAUCAAGAUUUAAGACUGUCUUCCUCACCCCCAGAGGAAUUUGUGUAUUCUCUUAAAAGAUUUAAACAUGAAAUUGAUGCUGAUGCCCACACAUUGAUAACGAACAUUGCAAGGGCAUGUAAAAUGAUGAUAAACACCUUAUUUUGGUCAAAAUUACAGUUUCAAAUGAGAGUAAUGUAGGAAUUCCUGCGUAUUGCUUGCACUUUUUUCAGUUUGAAUGUGGCAGAUGUCUUGAAUGAGUUUCCAUUUUUAAAGAGCUGUAGUGAGCAUGAGUUUCAAGUUGUUUGUUUUCCAUUUUUUAUUCAGUCAUUACAUGUAUCAGUUUUCAUGUAGUCCUUGCCAGUGUUAUGAAGCUUUGUCAAAGAUGCCGGAGGUAGAGUAACGCAAGCAUUAACUGUCUGGACACUGCUUUAUGUCUACUCUUCAUUUCCCCAUUUGGCCUAGAGCAAGGACUAAUUCCCAGUCCUUUGUCAUAUGUGCCCAUUACAACAGGAAGUAUUGUAUUGUAGAAUGGCUUUAACCCUUUAUUUGAACAAUCAAUAUUUUAGCGCUCGAUUUGUUAGCUAACUGCAAAUUUAAGGUAUUUUUCUUCAAGCUGCUUGCUGGAGAUUUUAUAACAUUUUAACACACACUCAUGCAGAUUCAUAUUCUCUUGGGUUUGCAGGGUUGUUUUUGGUGAGGAGGUGAUGUUUGGGGGAUGGAUUUCUUUUUACCCCUUCUCCUUUUCAUUCCAGAAUACAAGCAAGUUGUUGACAAAAUCUUAUUGUUGUAACUUGAAUUGUUCUUUGUAGUCUGGUUUUUAUUUUUUGUUGUUUUGGCUCAUCAGGCAUUCCCCCAUGUGAGUGGUAGGAAUCCUAGGCAUUGUGCUGAAAGAUUAAAUUAAUGAUUUAGUUUGACAUAUGCUUUCCUCUAAGGAUGAUGACAAGAUUGGUGUUUGUUUUUGUUUUUGGUUUUUGUUUGUUUGUUUGUUUGUUUGUUUUUUGUUGGUGUUAUUCCCAUCAAUGCUGCUUAAGUUAAACAUGUUAAGUCUGGCUGUUAAACCAUAUUCAAACAUUUCAUAGACUGUAGUAUGUCACAUGUCUGUUUUAUGUCAAAGUACAUUUGAAUGGCUGCCUUUUGAUGCCAAAAAUACCCAUUAUUUUUAGAAAUACUAAUAGACAUGUGACGUAAUUUGAUGUUUUCCAUCCCAGUUUUGUUUAAGUGGUGUAUUGUGCACCCAAAUCACUUAAUUAUAUUUAUCACAGGAGAAGAUCCAAAAUUUCAAAACUGUAAAGGUUAGAACAUUAAGACACAAUGUGUAUAUGAUUUAUAAUGUAUUUACUUCUGCUGGGACCAUCAGAAGGCAUCAAGAUUGAUUACAAUGGAAAAUGAGUUAUCGAGAAAAGUUAAUUAAAGCACAUUAAUUAGUUAUUUCCCUAUAUAAUUGUUGACUUUGUAAAGGGGAGACAAAAAGCUUCCAACAUACCUGUUACUGUUAAUUUCAACACUAUCAGGGAUGACAGCCAUGAAUAAAUAUUGAUAUUGAA